UGCCCGCGGGAGGCGCGGGGGGAAGCGCGGGAAGAUGGCGCCCCGCGCCCUGCCCCCGCCGCACGCCGCCGUUCCCCGCCGCGGCCCCCGGGCGGGCGGGCGCUGACCCGGCCCGGUGGGCGGCAGAGAGGGCGGCGUGGCUCCCGGCCCAGCGGCUCUGCUGAUGGAGACCGCCAAGCUCAACCCCAUCAUCCGGGAUGUCUACGCGGCCGCUGGCCGUGUCCAGCAAGCCCCGGCUGCCGCCUCGGCGCGGAGGGGCAGUGGCUGCCGAGAGCUCAUGGUCAAGCUGACGGAGGGGCAGUACGUGCUGUGCCGCUGGACCGACGGGCUCUAUUACCUCGGAAAGAUCAAAAGGGUGAGCGGCUCCAAGCAGAGCUGCCUCGUCACGUUUGAGGACAACUCCAAGUACUGGGUCCUCUGGAAGGACAUCCAGCAUGCCGGCGUCCCCGGGGAGGAGCCCAAGUGCAACGUCUGCCUGGGAAAGACGUCGGGCCCCAUGAACGAAAUCCUCAUCUGCGGGAAGUGCGGGCUGGGUUAUCACCAGCAGUGCCACGUCCCGGUGGCGAGCGGCGGCGAGGGUCCGCUGGGAACGCCGUGGUUCUGCCGCCGCUGCAUAUUUGCCCUGGCCGUGCGGAAGGGGGGGGCCCUGAAGAAGGGAGCCAUCGCCAAGACGCUGCAAGCCGUCAAGAUGGUGCUGUCCUACAACCCCGACCUGCUCGAGUGGGACUCCCCGCACCGGACCAACCAACAGCAGUGCUACUGCUACUGCGGGGGCCCCGGCGAGUGGUACCUGAAGAUGCUGCAGUGCUACCGCUGCCGGCAGUGGUUCCACGAAGCCUGCACCCAGUGCCUCAACGACCCCAUGAUGUUCGGAGACCGGUUCUAUGUGUUUUUCUGCUCCGUAUGCAACCAGGGACCCGAAUACAUCAAGCGCCUGCCCUUGAGAUGGGUGGAUGUCGUCCAUCUCGCCCUCUACAACCUGGGCGUACAGAGCAAGAAGAAGUACUUCGACUUUGAGGAGAUCUUGGCCUUCGUGAACCACCACUGGGAUCCGCUGCAGCUCGGGAAGCUGACGGGCACCCCAAUCUCUGAGCGCGGCCCCCACCUCCUCAAUGCACUCAACAGCUAUAAAAGCAGGUUUCUGUGUGGGAAAGAAAUCAAAAAGAAGAAAUGCAUCUUUCGCCUGCGGAUCCGCGUCCCACCGAACCCCCCCAGCAAGGUGCUGCCAGAGAAAGCCCCCGGCGUGGGCGAGAGCGUCUCCUGCGAGCUGAAGAAGAGGGGAAAAAGCAAAUAUGUCCAUCAAGACAGCCUGCUGCCGCGGCAGCUCCAGCAGCAGAAGCGGCGAGCGGCACGGCGCAAGAGGGCCAAGUUCCUGCUGGAGGACGCCAUUCCCAGCAGCGACUUCACCUCCGCCUGGAGCACCAACCACCACCUGGCCAGCAUCUUUGACUUCACGCUGGAUGAAAUUCAGAGCCUGAAAAGUGCCAGCUCGGGACAGACGUUCCUAUCGGACGUGGACUCCACAGAUGCCGCCAGCACCUCGGGCUCGGCCACCACGAGCCUCUCCUACGAGUCCAGCCAGAGGACCGUGGGCAGCCGCAAGCGCAAGCUGGCAGCGCCAGCCUACGCCUCGGCGGGGGCGAAGAGGAGAGGUGGGGAGACGGGUGGGCGCCCGGCCGGGGGCACCCCCGAGGGCAGCGAGGCAGCCUGCGGCCCCGACCGCCCGGACGACGGCAUCGACAGCCACACUUUCGAGAGCAUCAGCGAGGACGACUCCUCGCUCUCCCACCUCAAGUCCUCCAUCAGCAGCUACUUCGGGGCGGCGGGCAGGCUGGUCUGCGGCGAGAAGUACCAGGUGCUGGCGCGGCGGGUGACGCUGGAGGGGAAGGUGCAGUACCUGGUGGAGUGGGAAGGCACGACCCCUUACUGAGCCCCGCCAGCCCCUAAACCUCUCCCGGAGCCAAACCAGAGGAGAUCGGGAUGACGGGGAAGCCCUCGCUGUGAAGUAGAGGAGGGGACGCUGGCCUGCGGGGAGGGCUGGGACCCCUCCGUGCUGGGGGUCCCGGCCGGGGCCGGCUCCCCAGGAACCGUCACGGAUGGAGGCAGUGCCGGAGCUGGUGCCGUCAGCGGUGCUGCCCAGGGGUGAAACCCGCAGCCUUGCCGCUGUAUUUUUUUUUUUUUUUUUUUUUUUACUUUAACAAUUGUUAUUUUAAUGGCCAUGUAUAUGCAAAGAGCGUGGCCCGGCUGCGCUUUCCUGAUGGAGCCUUUGGCCGAGCCCGAGGCACCAUCGCGGUGGUGGUAAGAGCAGCGAGUGGGUCUGGCCUUUCCAGAAAGGUCCCCCCCGGCAUGGCUGGGCACCCCUUGGGGAAGCCCCUUUGGAGGGCACCCCACAACCUGCUGGCGCAGACGGACGUCGUGCCGGUGCCCGGCACACCCUGACUUAUCCCCACGUCCAAGCCUUACAGAGCAGACUCGAGGAGGUCCUGCUGCUAAAGCAAAAAGCACCUCCCUCACCCGUGCUUUCACAGCCCGUCCCUGUGCCCAUAGGAAACUGUGGGCAACUCUCGCCAGAGCCAGUAUAUGGGGUUUUCCUCCUCUUCGUAAAUCCAUUCAUUAAAGGAAUGUGGUUUGUUUUAAAUGAGGGGAAAAUGCCGCGUAAACAGCCCACAUGCAGCCAGCUUUCGUGGCCGUGGGGCAGACGUACGUGGUUGCUCUCGUCCCGCAACCUGGACUGCGUGUGAUGCACCAGCUUUGUUUCCCUGUUCUGACAAUCAUGGUCUUGGAAGAGAUCGGCCAAAAGAUACGCCUUUGCCUUAAAACCACCACGGGCAUUUCGCAGACUGGAGCCCAAGGCCUUUGUUCCCACAGGAAUCUUCAUCCUCAAUGUGCCAAACGAGCAGACAAACCAAAAAGGCCGAAGAGGACAGCGGGAGCACGGGGAGGGGGCUGUACUGGGGUCCCCGUGGCCGUCCCUGUGGCCUCGUGGCUGUGCCUUGCUGGAGAGUGGCUGCGCUUUGUUACUGGUGUAGUGUCGAUGUUUGUGAACACGUGGGGUUGGUUUGUCUGCAGAAGAGAAGGAGCAGCCCCCUCCUUUAACUAAAGCAAUACUGCCAGCUUGUUCAGGAGCAAAGCAGUUGUCUUUCUAAAAAAAAUUCUACUAUCAUCAGACAUAUUUGUUAGAUUUUUUUUCUAAGAGAGAGAUAUAUAUAUUUUUAAUGUUGUCCUCCUUGUCUCUCCCCCAUCGCCACUGUGGCUGUCCCAUGGGGACUGAGGGUGGGCGAUGCUGGGGGGCUGCGUGGUCCUGCUCUGUCAGCACACCCUGUCCCUAUAGCCCCAUCGUUGUUCGUACACGUGCUUGCGGGAUCUGCCGACUGGAGGGUGAAUUGAAAAGGUUGUUUUACGGAAAAACUACUUGGGGAAAAUUCGUCAGUGUAAUCGGCAUGAGGGAGCAGGUGAUGUUUGCAAACCAGAGGCCAAAGUGUGGUCCUUAAAAAUAAACUUUGGCUUCAGCUACUGCUAAAAUAACGUAGUGGGACACCCAUGAAGGGGGAGUUUGCCAGAUGUUUUAAUUCAUCUAGCAGGCACCGGGUCUUUGUGCAGCUGUGAGGUGGCAGCACUGGUGACAAUGCCUUGUGUGGGGCCAUGGUGCAGAGCAGCAGCUUCUCUGCAGCCCCGGGAUGUGCCCGUGUGGUUUGGGCCAGGCGUGAGCUGCUUCAGUGCCCAUACUAGGAGCCUGAAUAUUUGGCUUGACAGGUAAAAGCGUUUUAACUCCUUUCUGACGAGUUGCCCGGUGUUGUGCUCACUGGAGAAGCUGUUGGCCGCUUGUGCGGGGCAAGGUCUGGGAGACAAGGCUCCGUCCAGCUGCAACCAUAAGAUGGUUUGAGCCAAGCAGGGUCAGAUGUGCCUUGGGGAGAGGUGCUUGGCACCCUGAGGGUCUGCAUCUCGGCUCGUCCGGAGGGGAGCAUCUCCGGAGGCACCCUGUCCUUUUGGGAGACGUGCUGCCAGGACCCCCCCCAUCCCUGGCAGGGAGGGCUGCAGCUCCUGCAGCCAGCUGGGUCGCUCCCCAUCCUGCCUUUGCUUUGUCACCAAAGGAUCGCUUAAAGUAUUUCCCUUUCAUGAGUGCCUAUGGAGCCCUUGUUACUGUCCGAGUUGCUGCCUGGGGGGCCGGGGGCUGCCAAGAGCCAUGCCAGGGCCGAGCGGGGUUCUUCCCGCGGGAUGUGCCAAUGGACAUUGCACUCAUGGGAGCACCCACAACAUGUGGCCCUGGUUCCUCUCCUCUCCCUCUCUGUUCCCUUUCCUUUCCUCCUGGCCUCUUGCUGAGAAUUGAAUGUGGAGCCUUUAAAAAUAUUUUUGUUGCAGAGUAUAUUUUGCAUUAGCUGUAAUAGAUAUUAUAAUGACUCUGUGCACCUUCUAAAGAUUUAUGAGUUCAGGUUGCUGCUUGUAAUAACCAACUCUCGUUAUACCCAAGUUGUAAUUAAUAUGUCUGAUGUACAAUUAAAAAGUCUUUUUUUUUUAACAUCA
Messenger RNA from Harpia harpyja (harpy eagle), 4521 nucleotides. RefSeq names its product PHD finger protein 19 (gene PHF19). Lineage: Eukaryota; Metazoa; Chordata; Aves; Accipitriformes; Accipitridae. Gene Ontology annotation, cellular component: nucleus. Bases 164 to 1930 code for a protein of 588 amino acids. Gene Ontology annotation, molecular function: DNA binding; chromatin binding. The record is from RefSeq and is a predicted model, not a curated record. Gene Ontology annotation, biological process: chromatin organization; regulation of DNA-templated transcription. The transcript is spliced from 15 exons.